Molecule: messenger RNA, 1332 nt
Organism: Rhinocladiella mackenziei CBS 650.93
Lineage: Eukaryota; Fungi; Ascomycota; Eurotiomycetes; Chaetothyriales; Herpotrichiellaceae
Product: serine/threonine-protein phosphatase 4 catalytic subunit B
Exons: 2
Coding region: 1-1332 (443 amino acids)
Biological process (GO): double-strand break repair via homologous recombination; peptidyl-serine dephosphorylation
Cellular component (GO): cytoplasm; nucleus
Molecular function (GO): protein serine/threonine phosphatase activity
Source: RefSeq, a predicted model, not a curated record
AUGAGCGACCUUGACAAAGCCAUUGCGCAACUGCGCGCGUGCCGCCCCAUUCCCGAACCUCAAGUCCGCGAACUCUGUUACAAGGCUCGUGAACUUCUCAUUGAAGAAGGAAAUGUAGUGAAUGUCGAUGCCCCAGUCACCAUAUGUGGCGAUAUCCAUGGUCAGUUUCAUGAUUUGAUGGAGCUGUUUCGUGUCGGCGGAGAUGUGCCAGAUACCAACUACCUCUUCAUGGGGGAUUUCGUUGAUCGCGGAUUUUACUCGCUUGAAUCGUUCCUCCUCCUUUUAUGUUUGAAAGUGCGAUAUCCGGACCGAAUAACGUUGAUUCGGGGCAAUCACGAGUCGAGACAGAUCACCACCGUCUAUGGAUUCUACGAUGAAUGUAUACGGAAAUACGGCAGCGCGAAUGUCUGGCGAUAUUGUUGUGAAGUCUUUGACUACCUGGCCCUGGGAGCAUUGAUAUUGGGCGCCACCACCGACGUACCGCCACCCACGACGUCGUCUUUUCACGAUAAUACCCAGUCCGGUCUCCCGUCGGAAGACGAAGAUGUCGAAUCGGAAGUUCUCAACGCGAACGGCGAGUUAUUGGGAAAGACACCGCGACGACAAUUUGCCGGCUUGCCUCUCAAUUCACAAAACCCCAACACGACACGAAUAUCACCAGCUCCAGAUAUCGACAUCCCGUCCCCCUUGGAACCUCCUGCCUCAAGUCUUCCCUCGCAAUCCUCUCCGCCUCCUCCCUCGCUCUUCAAUCCACCGUCCUCUACGACCGGCGCUGUCCUGUGCGUUCACGGUGGCCUUUCUCCUCUGAUCGAGACCGUCGACAAAAUCCGCCUAAUCGAUCGCAAACAAGAAGUACCACACGAAGGCGCGAUGUGUGAUCUUCUCUGGUCCGAUCCGGACGAGAUCGAAGGCUGGGGCUUAUCACCACGAGGGGCGGGCUUCUUAUUCGGCGCCGACAUCGUGCGACAUUUUAACCACAAUAACGACCUCUCGCUGAUCGCCCGGGCCCACCAACUUGUCAUGGAAGGCUACAAAGAGAUGUUCGACAAGACCAUCGUCACAGUUUGGUCAGCCCCCAAUUACUGCUACCGUUGCGGCAACGUCGCGGCCAUUCUGGAACUAGGCGAAGACGGGAGUAACGGCGGCUGCAUUUCGCGAGCGAAUGGUGAUCAGGGACGCAAGGAACCUGUCGGUGGAGAUGGCGCAGGAGGCGGUAGUGGUGUGCUCUGGAACCUCGCGACUCCAGGACGACGGUAUAGAGUCUUUGAAGCCGCGCCGCAAGGGACCAGGGGCAUGCCGGCGAAGAAGCCUGUCGGCGAGUAUUUCUUGUAA